AUGGCUGUUCUGGGGCGUGCGAGCGGCACAGGUCUUCCGAAUCAGGACUUAUACUUAUCUCAGGACGUUGUCGUUCGUCGGCACGCCGUAACCCAAUGUCCAAAUUUCCUCAAGGCAUCCCACCCGGUCUUUAAGUGUAUACUGGUCGACAUGCAAAUUGCAGUUGAGUAUGACAAAUUUCUAGGCAUCUUCAAUGACGUCCUCACAAACAUCGAUUACACCACCGAGUGCCCUUUGACAGACGGCACUCAGAAGGAUGAUGGGAUGUCUCGGUCCGUGUUCAGCCGAUUGCAACCUCCAAGGAAGAGCCUCUGCCUAGCGCCGCGACAGUAUUCACCGAUAGAAUGCCACCCGUUGACAAAAUGGUCGGCCCACAAUGCUUCAAGGAGGGCUGGCUGGGCCUGA
This is a messenger RNA of Penicillium coprophilum, 405 nucleotides long. RefSeq lists its product as uncharacterized. Bases 1 to 405 code for a protein of 134 amino acids. The record is from RefSeq and is a predicted model, not a curated record. NCBI's taxonomy places the organism in Eukaryota, Fungi, Ascomycota, Eurotiomycetes, Eurotiales, Aspergillaceae. The transcript has a single exon.